Podarcis lilfordi (Lilford's wall lizard) is the source of this 11724-nucleotide messenger RNA. NCBI's taxonomy places the organism in Eukaryota, Metazoa, Chordata, Lepidosauria, Squamata, Lacertidae. The record is from the annotation of a GenBank genome assembly.
GGGGGUGGGAGAUAAAGCACCUCUUUCCAGUCCGCAUUCUCACGAGCUGGGCAGGACGCAAAGCAGGAGCCUUUGUCUGACCCGUGUUCUGCAGCAGCAUCCGUCUGAACCCGGUGAGUGUCCCUGAUUUGGGUCGAAGGGGUUUCCCUGGGCAGUGGGGAGGGUGCACCGGAGGCCUCUGCAGAUGAUCUAAAUUGGGGACACCCCCUCCCCACACCCAGGUCAGGGAGCGGCGCGCCUUGAUUUCUUCUGCACAGCCAUGAGGAGGCGGAGAUUUUAAAGCCGAUCUGCAAGACUGAGCUGCACCAUCAAGUUAAUCGGGCACCGACACGCGUCUGCGCCUUCACACGUGACAACAAAGGCGCGAGGCUCCGGUGGGAGCUGAGCGGGUCGCAUUGUUAGGAAGGCUCUUAGGGGGUGUCGUGGCGCGCCGCUUCCAGACCGGCAAUCCUGCAUCCGUGCAGGUGGGAGGCAUGCGAGAGGAAAGCAGCCCGACCGGUUCCUUUGUGAAGGCAAAGUGAAUGGCCUCGGAUCUGCAAGUGCAAAGAGGUUGCCAUGGAGACCAAUGCGUGGGAUGGGGGGGGGAGUGCGCCUUCUCAGGUGCAGAACAAUGGGUCAACGUGGGUGGUCCGCUUAGGUGAGCUGGGAGGGGAGCUGCUGGAGGGAAGAUCCCCCUGGAUCCCAAAUGCUCAGGUUGCAUCAGUGUGGAAGGAGAGACAUUGGUUGCCCCUGAACUUGGGCAGCAAGAAACCUGGGCACACCCGGGACAGGGUGGUGAUGGGAUUUGGCAGGUUUCAAAUAGCUCUUGCAACGUUGCACAGAUUUCGGAUACAACGCAAGAUUACAAAUUAGAUGGACUUACAAUAUGCAGUUUUAAAAGUUACUGGUUUUCCUGGGGCCACCCUCCUUAUGGGAAUGUUUCUGUCCAGCAUUUGUAGGGUUAAAGUGGGGCUCAGGAACCAUAGAUGAAAAAGACAGGAUGAUUUAUUGGGUUGUAUUGGAGGAAAUACGAUUUAAAAUUAUGAUUUAUACGGAUCGAGAAAGGAAGAUUAAUUUGAUUCACCGGGGAAAUGUCAGGUAAAUGUCUAAACAAGAAUGGGACAUGCAGAGCUGGCGGGAAAAGGAAUGAAUGGGAAAGUAUUAGAAAUUAAGGAAAAGUGUUUUACUAUGAGCAGCAAAGGAGGGAGGGAAAAGAAUCCUAUUUUUUUAGGGGGGGGGAAUGGAAAGUCAAUUGUUAAAUUGGUGUUAAAGUCCAAAUUGAUUUGUUGUUAAUUUGUUUUAGAAUUUGGAAAAUUAAUUGGAACUUAAUUGGAAAUAAAAGGAACCAUAGAUGAUUACAGUCUUGCAUGGUACAUGAAAGUAAUGUAUCAUGAUUGUAAUGUAAAUGAUGUGGCUACAUUUUAAUAUUUCAAUAUUUUAAUGUCGUAUUUUAAUUUUGUUUUUAAGCUGUAUUAAUUCAACUUGUUUUUAUUAUUGCUUGUUAGCUGCCCUGAGCCCAGCCUUGGCUGGGGAGGGCGGGGUAUAAAUAAAAUUUAUUAUUAUUAUUAUUAUUAUUAUUAUUAAUGGUGGAAUGCAGCUGGCGGGCUUGGAGAAGUGGUGUGUUUUCCCCAGGCUGAUAAGAAAGGGACAAACACAGCAAAUCAAAGGGAGAAAUAAGCUUUAAUCAGCAACGUGGGUUUUAUGCAGGUGAAAGAUGGAAGAGCAAGAAACGGAUGCCGCUGAAACAGGAAGAGGCACCGAUCCCAUCAAAAGUGAGAGCAGUGAGGGGUUCUGGGAAAGGAACACACAGGGGAUCCUGAAUAAAGAGGACGCCCUCAGCUCAGAUGCUCAGCACCAGGAUUUCACCAGGAUCCGCUACCAGGAGGCCAAGGGACCCCGAGAGGUUUGCAGCCGACUCCACCAUCUCUGCCAUCAGUGGCUGAAGCCGGGGAGACACACCAAGGCUCAGAUCCUGGAUUUAGUGAUCUUGGAGCAGUUCCUGGCUGUCCUCCCCCUGGAGAUGGAGAACUGGGUCAGGGAAUGUGGAGCAGAGACCAGUUCCCAGGCGGUGGCCCUGGCAGAAGGUUUCCUCCUGAGUCAGGCAGAGGAGAAGAAGCAGGAAGAGCAGCAGGUGAGAGCAUCUCAAGGUCUUGUGUUGGCCUUCAGGUGUUUUUGAACUAAAUCUCUCAUUGCCCCUGAGCAACGUUGAGGUGGGAAAAUUGGCUACUUCUGGUCCAGAAAGUCCCAACAGACUCUGAAAGAGAGGGAGGGCAAUAUUACGGCCAAAAUGGAGUGACUUCAAAUAUGGAUUCCUGAAUAAUAUGCAGUUGAAAAGGUUGACAACAGGGAAUAAUAAUAAUAAAAUAAUAAAUUUUAUUUAUUCCCCGGCCAGAGCCAGGCUCAGGGUGGCUAACACCAAUAAAAUUACAGUAAAAACAUAAUAGGAAAAAACUAAUUUAAAAUGCAGGUUAAAAUGUAAUUUAAAAUGCAGCCUGAUUUUAAAAAUAGCCCAUAGAUCAAAAACCGUAAGGGGAGGGAAACAUAAGGGUCAGACUGAGUCCAAACCAAAAGCCGGGCGAACAGCUCUGUCUUGCAGCCCCUGCGGAAAGAUGUCAGGUCCCGCCGGACCCUAUUCUCUUGGGACAGAGCGUUCCACCAAGUCGGGGCCAGUACUGAAAAGGCCCUGGCCCUGGCUGAGGCCAAUCUAACCACCUUGUGACCUGUGACCUGGGAAAGGUGGGAAGUCCAGAGAUUUGAAGGAAUCUCUAAAUAUGGAUAUGUAUUUUGUUUUGUUACGAUUUUAUAUUUGUAAAACCAAAUAAAAAUUAUUUCAAAAAAAGAGAUGGAGGGAGGGCACAUCCUCAAAACCUCUACUUUAAUUCACCAACAUUCUCUGGAAAAUCUUCCAAGUACUGCUCAUGUUUUCCCCUGUGUCAUUCUGUUUUCUAAUACAUCUCCCCAUUCAAUGUAUUCCAAUCCUCAUCGCUGUUUCAGGUAAAGGGUCUGCUUGCAGAAAUGAGUGAUUUCCCCGAUGCAGAGAGAUCUCUGUUGGAUGUCAGAGAGAAGCCACUGGGUAAGGAUCCAUCGGCUGUGUCUCCAUAUGGUCUCCCUCUGUUGGUUUUGAAAGGGAUCCGUGGCCUUUUUUGAUCUGGCGAGGGAAGAGACUUCAGUGUGCAUGCAGGAAGUAAACAACUACAGUGGUACCUCGGUUUAAGAACAGUCCUGUUUAAGAAUGAUUCGGUUUACGAACUCCACAAAACCAGAAGUAGUGUCCUGGUUUGCGAACUUUACCUCAGUCUAAGAACGGAAUCCGAACGGUGGAAGGGCACCUCAUUAGGGAAAGCGCACCUCAGUUUAAGAACAGUAUUGGUUUAAGAACGGAUUUCUGGAAUGGAUUAAGUUUGUAAACCGAGGUACCACUGUACAGUGGUACCUCAGGUUAAGUACUUAAUUCGUUCCGGAGGUCCGUUGUUUUUUUUAAAUGAUAUUUAUUAAAAGUUUAGCAUUUACAGAAAAAAAGAAAAAAGAGAGAGAUUAAAAAGUUACAAUACAAAACAUCAAAAAACAAAACAAAACAAUACAGCACAACAAUAUGGGAAAAAAAGCAAAAACAAAAACAUUUUAAAAACACAUCCAGUAUUUCCAUAUCCUUAUCUUUCAUUUACUUGUUUCAUCGACCUCCCUUUUUUGUAUUCUAAUUCAAUUUAGCUGUUUCAACAAAUCCUUUCCCUCUUUCUCAAUUUUUGUUGUAUAAAUUACCUUAACCCGAUCUGACCUUAAAUUUUACCUUUUGACCCAUUAACAACCCAUUUUUACUUAGUUCUUAAUAACAUUUCUGCUAAAACCAUGUAACUUCAUUCCAACAUCCUUCUAACAUUCAUUAAUUUUACUAUAUUUUUGUAGAUAUACUUUAAAUUUUUUCCAAUCUUCUUCCACCAACUCUUCUCCCUGGUCUCGAAUUCUGCCAGUCAUUUCCGCCAGUUCCAUGUAGUCCAUCAGCUUCAUCUGCCAUUCUUCCCUAGUGGGUGGAUCUUGUGUCUUCCAAUGCUUUGCGAUGAGUAUUCUUGCUGCUGUUGUGGCAUACAUGAAAAAAGUUCUAUCCUUCUUUGGCACCAAUUGGCCGACCAUGCCCAGGAGAAAGGCCUCUGGUUUCUUCAGAAAGGUAUAUUUAAAUACCUUUUUCAUUUCAUUAUAAAUCAUCUCCCAGAAUGCCUUAAUCUUUGGGCAUGUCCACCAAAGGUGAAAGAAUGUACCUUCAGUCUCCCCACAUUUCCAACAUUUGUUAUCAGGUAAAUGAUAGGUUUUUGCAAGCUUGACUGGUGCUAUGUACCACCUAUAGAUCAUUUUCAUUAAAUUCUCUUUUAAGGCAUUACAUGCCGUAAACUUCAUACCAGUGGUCCAUAACUGUUCCCAGUCAGCCAUCAUAAUAUUAUGUCCAACAUCUUGUGCCCAUUUAAUCAUAGCCGAUUUCACCGUUUCAUCUUGAGUAUUCCAUUUCAACAGCAAGUUAUACAUUCUUGACAAAUUCUUAACUUUAAGGUCUAACAAUUCUGUUUCCAAUUUUGAUUUUUCUACCUGGAAACCUAGUUUUUUGUCCAUAUUGUAUGCCUCCAUUAUUUGAUAAUAAUGAAGCCAAUCUCGCACUCUAUUUUUUAAUUUUUCAAAACUCUGCAGUUUUAGUCUAUCUCCCUCUUGCUCCAGAAUUUCCCAAUACUUCGGCCAUUUGGCCUCCAUAUUGAGUUUUUUCUGAGCCUUUGCUUCCAUCAGUGACAGCCAUCUCGGGGUUUUAUUUUCUAACAGAUCUUUAUAUCUUAUCCAGACAUUAAAGAGUGCUUUCCUGACAAUAUGGUUUUUAAACGCUUUAUGUGCUUUAACCUUGUCAUACCACAGAUAUGCAUGCCAGCCAAAUACAUUAUUAAAACCUUCCAAAUCCAACACGUCGGUAUUUUCAAGAAGCAUCCAUUCUCUCAGCCAACAAAAAGCGGCUGAUUCAUAAUAAAGUUUAAGGUCCGGCAGGGCAAAUCCACCUCUUUCUUUGGCAUCAGUUAAUAUCUUAAAUUUUAUACGAGGCUUCUUGCCCUGCCAGACAAAUCUAGAGAUAUCUCUCUGCCACUUCUUGAAACAGUCCAUUUUGUCCAAGAUUUGCAAUGUUUGAAACAAAAACAGCAUUCUUGGCAAUACAUUCAUUUUAAUCACAGCAAUUCGGCCUAGCAGAGCACGAUUUCUGUUCUCAUUCUGAAGCAAAGUUCUUAACCCGAGGUACUAUUUCUGGGUUACCAGAGUCUGUAACCUGAAGUGUAUGUAACCCAAGGUACCACUGUAUCUGACUUUUAGAAGACAUCUGAAGGCAGCCCUGUAUUGGGAAGUUUUUAAUGUUUGAUGUUUUAUCAUGUUUUUAAAUAUUCUGUUGUGAGCCGCCCAGAGUGGCUGGGGAAACCCAGCCAGAUAGGCGGGGUAUAAAUAAUAAAUUAUUUUUAUUUUUAUUGAGCAACAGAGAAGAAUGUCUGCCAAUGCCCAUGUCUGCUUAAACAUGCUUUCAUUCGCCUCUGAGAUAAGCAUGAGCCAAUGGCUUCACACAACCUAUGUCUCUCACAGGUGAUGGGAUGAUGUGGAGAAGAUCUACUCAGACAUCUCUUCUCUGGGGAAGAGAAGGAGCUGCUGCAGAACCAGAUCAGGUAGGGCAGGAGUGGGAGAACUUAUUCAGAGUGGGGGCUGCAUCUACUCUGUGAAAGAUUUGGGGUUUCACAUGCCACUGUUGGGUGGGACCAGAUGUAAAAAUGGAUGAAGCUAGUUUGUAUAUACCAGUGGUGGCGUACCUAUGGCACGCGCGCCAUUGGCCCAUCCGCGCUGUUGUUUUGUUGUUUUCUUCUAUUUCUGCUCCUGCUCCUUCCCACACUACUGCGUGCGUCCGCUGCUUAAACCCGGAACUCUCCCCCCCCUUUUUUUUCCUUUUGGUCAGUAGCUGGUGAUUAUGUUCCGCAAUUGGUCUAUUUUUCUUUUUUCUUUCCUUUUUCAAAAAUUUUAUUAAUUUUCCAAAUUUAUAACAAACAUCAAAAAACAAACAAACAUAAAUCCUAACUGUAAUUCCACUUUUGUUAACAUUUUUAGGUGACUUCCUCGAAUCCCCCUACCUGAGGUGUGGUGGUUAAGAGCGGUGGACUUGUAAUCUGGUGAACCAGGUUUGCGUCUCCGCUCCUCCACAUGCAGCUGCUGGGUGACCUUGGGCCAGUCACACUUCUUUGAAGUCUCUCAGCCCCACUCACCUCACAGAGUGUUUGUUGUGGGGGAGGAAGGGAAAGGAGAAUGUUAGCCGCUUUGAGACUCCUUCGGGUAGUGAUAAAGCGGGAUAUCUAAUCCAAACUCCUCCUCCUCUUCUUCUUCUUCUUCUUCUUCUUCUUCUUCUUCUUCUAUGUAUAUCAUUGUAACAGUUUUCCAAAACUAAUUUCUCAUAAAAUUCACUUAAUCAAUUAACAUCUUUCUUUUCAAUUUAACUUUAGAUAUAUUAUUCUAGAACAUCAUAUAUUUAAAUCCUAAGCCAAUCUGGUACUUGCAAGUGUUUCUAUUUAAAUUAUGCUGUAAUCUGUUCAGAUUGUGCUGAUAAAAUAUCACGGGUAGAAUUCUACAGGGUGUGUUGUUAGUGUGUGAAAAGAGUGAUCCAAGGAGCCCCAGGUAUGCACUUCCAGAUGGGGGAGACAUCAGGCAUCAUCCUGGCACCUGGGCAUCUUCACUUGGUCGCAAGUGCCUGGUAGGAAGGUGCAAAUAACAAAAUGUUUUCUUUUUCUUUCAGGGUCCAAUAUCUUUUGAGGACGUGGCUGUGUGGUUCACCGAAGAGGAGCGGGCCUUGCUGGAUCCUGACCAGAGGGCUCUGCAUAACGAAGUCAUGGAGGAGAGUGUUGGGAUCCUGGCAUCUCUCGGUGAGGCUCACUCUUGGAUCUUAAUAUAUGCUUCAGGAGUCAGUAUUUCUUUAUGAAAUGAACAGGAUGCGGGUGGGGCUGUGGUCUAAACCACUGAGCCUCUUGGGUCGGCGGUUUCAAUCCCCGCGACGGAGUGAGCUCCCAUUGCUCUCUCCCAGUUCCUACCAACCUAACAGCUCGAAAGCACACCAGCACAAGUAGAUAAAUAGGUAUCACUGCAGUGGGAAAGUAAACGGCAUUUCUGUGCACUCUGGCACCUGCCAUGGUGUUCCGUUGCGCCAGAAGCGGUUUAGUCCUGCUGGCCACAUGACCCGGAAAGCUGUCUGUGGACAAACACCGGCUCCCUGGGCCUGAAAGCAAGAUGAGUGCCACAACCUCAAAGUAGCCUUUGACAGGACUUAACCGUCCAUAGGUCCUUUAUCUUUAUUUCUUCAUGGAAUGAAAUUCACUAUUCCGAGGUGGGUCAACAGUGGCUCUCCUGCAGUAUCUGAGCUUUCUAUUCCUCUGCAAUUAACCUUGAAUAAGCACGUACCUGUCAUUUUCUCCCUCAAUCUUCCACUCAUGCCUUUCUAAACCAUGGCUUUUGCAAGUGGAAGUGUCAGGUGUCUGUUUUUUGUGUGUGUUUAGGGCUUUGGGAAGGCAAAUCCAAAGCUCCCCUCUUUGUUUACACACACACACACACGUGCACACAUACAAUUUCCUAGAAUGGGGUGGGAAGGAAGUUUCUGGGAAAGAAGGCUCAGAAACUCCCUUGUACAGCUGGAUAGACCAGGGUACGGAAGGAAGAUCAUUGUAAUAAUAAUAGUAAUAAUAAUUUAUUAUUUGUACCCCACCCAUCUGGUUUCCCCAGCCACUCAGGGCGGCUCCCAACAGAAUAUAAAAACACAAUAAAACAUCAAACGUUAAAAACUUCCCUAAACGGGGCUGCCUUCAGAUGUCUCCUAAAAGUCAAAUAGUUGUUUAUUUCCUUGACAUCUGGUGGGAGGGCGUUCCACAGGGCGGGUGCCACUACCGAGAAGGCCCUCUGUCUGGUUCCCUGUUACCUCACUUCUCACAGUGAGGGACUGCCAGAAGGCCCUCUGAGCUGGACCUCAGUGUCCGCGUUGAAGGACGGGAGUAGAGACGCUCCUUCAGGUAUACUGGGCUAAGGCCGUUUAGGGCUUUCAAGGUCAGCACCAACACUUUGUUGUGCCUGAUAGCAACCUAUUGUAAUUGACAGGUUUGGAGAGGGGGCUGAGGGCUCUUAAAAUAAGUUACUCCAUCAGUGCCAGCUGCAGAGGCUCUUCUGUUCCUGCACCCAUGAUGAGCCGCUGUGCAUAACACAGAUAAGACUUUUCUCCAGGCCACUGUGUUACCCUGGUGGAAAUGGUGUAAACCCCUGCCAUCGCUCCCUUGAUCAUCCAAGCUUGCAAAGCAACAAGUAUCUUCAAUAUCAAGGAUGAGAGUCUAGGGGUCUCUUUCAGGCAUGGGGGUCAUAUUCAAAAAGGGUUCCCCGUUUCCAAAGCUACCCUUAGUGAGAAAUGGGGGUCUGUGAAGUAUAAUUAGUUCCAGCUAGCCCAAAUCCAGCCAUUCCAAAAAUGAAUAGUAAGUAGGUGCACGAAUGAUAGUUCUCAAACUGGGUUGGGUCGAGUGAGAGUGAUUGGCCCAAGACCAGACAAUGAGAUCCAUCCCUGAGUUGGAAGCUGAACUUAGGUUUCUGUGGUUUGAAACCAAUACUCUGUAGCACACCUGCUGCGUCAGGAGAGCUAGUUAAAUGUGUAAAGGUAAAGGGACCCCUGACCAUUAGGUCCAGUCAUGGCCGACUCUGGGGUUGUCAUCUCGCUUUAAUGGCUGAGGGAGCCGGCGUACAGCUUCCGGGUCAUGUGGCCAGCAUGACUAAGCCGCUUCUGGCGAACCAGAGCAGCACACGGAAAUGCCAUUUACCUUCCCGCUGGAGCGGUACCUAUUAAUCUACUUGCACUUUGAGGUGCUUUUGAACUGCUAGGUUGGCAGGAGCAUGGACCGAGCAACGGGAGCUCACCGUGUCGUGGGAAUUCGAACCGCCGACCUUCUGAUCAUCAAGCCCUAGGCUCUAUGGUUUAGACCACAGCGCCACCCGCGUCCCAGUUAAAUGCGUACUUCCAUCUAUAUCCACUCAGUUUUGCCUUUAUCCUAAGUAUGGAAGUUGUUAAGCUAGAUAAGGGUCUGUUUCUUCCUUAGGCUCUUAUGAGUUUCUCAAUUCAUUGCAGAAUGUGAUGAAUCAGAAAUGAAGAAUAAGGAAGAACUACACGGAAAAGAGACCCAGGGCCGAGACAGCUGUAGGAAGCGAGAAGAGCAAAGGAGGAAAAUCGAAGCAGAAAAGAAAAGGAAGACGCCUCUAAAGGACAGUGGCUUUUAUGCAACCUCAGUCCAGGAAAAAACAGAUGACAGAAAGCCAUGUGGUAACUGCCUCGUUCAAUGGGAAAGUCUUGGUUCAAAACACCAAUGUAAAUCCUACUGCAAAAAUUACAAAGGGGAGCAACCGCAUAGAUGCUCUGAGUGUGGAAAAGGGUUCAGAGACAGUUAUAGCCUUUCUUGCCAUCAGAGAAUUCACACAGGAGAGAAACCAUAUAAAUGCUUAGAAUGCGGAAGUAGCUUCAGUAGCAAGCAAAGACUCGUUUAUCAUCAAAGAAUUCACACAGGGGAGAAACCGUAUCAGUGCCUGGAAUGUGGAAAGAGCUUCAGAGAAAAGUUUAGCCUUUCUUCUCAUCGAAGAAUUCACACAGGAGAGAACCAAUAUGAAUGCUUGGAAUGUGGAAGGAGCUUCAGUGACAAUUCUACCCUUUCUUCUCAUCAGAUAAUUCACAAGGGGGGGAAACCAUAUAAAUGCUUGGAAUGCGGAAAGAGUUUCUCUCAGAAGUUACGUCUAACUAUUCACCAAAGAAUUCACACAGGGGAGAAGCCAUAUCAGUGCUUGGAAUGUGGAAAAAGCUUCAGAGAAAAUUCUAGCCUAGCUUCUCAUCAAAGAAUUCACACAGAGGAAUAUAAAUGCUUGGAAUGUGGAAAGAGCUUCAUUAGUCAUUCAAAACUUACUCGGCAUCAAACCAUUCAUCCCGGAGAGAAAUCAUAUCAAUACUUGGAAUGUGGAAAGAGCGUCAUUAGUCAUCCAAAACUUACUCAUCAUCAGACAAUUCAUACAGAGGAGAAACCAUAUAAAUGCUUGGAGUGUGGAAAGAGCUUCAGACAUAAUUCUACCCUUUCUUCGCACAAAAGGAUUCAUACAGGGGAGAAACCAUAUAAAUGCUUAGAGUGUGGAAAGGGCUUUAGUCAGUGCUCCCCUCUCACUCGCCAUCAGAGAAUUCACACAGGGGAGACACCCUAUAAAUGCAGUGAGUGUGGCAAGAGCUUCAGUCGGAAGGUACAACUCGGUUUUCAUCAGAGAAUUCACACUGGGGAGAAGCCGUAUCAGUGCUUGAAAUGUGGAAAGAGCUUCAGAAACAAUUCUAGUCUUUCUUCUCAUCAGACAAUUCACACGGGCAAAAAGCCAUAUAAAUGUUUGGAAUGUGGAAAGAGCUUUACUUUAAAGAUGAACCUCAAUACCCAUAAAAGAAUUCACACGGGGGAGAAGCCGUAUAAAUGCUUGCAAUGUGGAAAGAGCUUAAGCAGCAAGGACAGACUCGCCGACCAUCAAAGAACUCACACUGGUGAGAAACCCUUUAAAUGCUUGGAAUGUGGGAAAAGCUUCGCUGCGAAGAUAAAUCUCACUACCCACAAAAGAAUUCACACGGGGGAGAAACCCUAUAGAUGCUUGCAGUGUGGAAAGAGCUUCAGUCAGAGCCACCAUCUCACUUACCAUCACAGAAUUCACACUGGGGAGAAGCCGUAUAAAUGCUUAGAGUGUGGGAAGAGCUUCAGAAACCGUACUAGUGUAAUUUACCACCAGAAAGCGCACACUCCAGAGACACAAUAUAAAUGCUCAGAAUGUGGAAAGUGCCUCAGUCAGGAAGCGGAUCUGGUCGAUCAUCAAAAAAUGCACACCCAGGAGAAACCAUAUGUAUGUGUGGAAUGUGGAAAAAGCUACGCUCUGGAGAAUUGUCUUAGAAAACAUCAAAGAAUUCAUACAGGAGAGAAACCAUAUAAAUGUGCUGAGUGUGGGAAAAGCUUCACUGAGAAGUCAACUCUCACGACACACCAACGAGUUCAUACGGGAGAGAAACCCUAUAAAUGCCUGGAGUGUGGAAAGGGCUUUAGUCAGUGCUCCCCUCUCACUCGCCAUCAGAGAAUUCACACAGGGGAGAAACCCUAUAAAUGCCUGGAGUGUGGAAAGGGCUUCGCUCAGAGUUCCCAUCGCAAUCUUCAUCAAAGAACUCACACAUCGAUGGGCAGCGUAUGGGAGCAGCUUUCUUCAGAUCUCCAGCCUUUAUUCCCACCAAAAAAUCCAUACAGCGGAGAACCCAUAUAAAGACUUAGAAUAUUAAAGGAGCUUUAGGAGCAGUUCCUUCUUUCCGCAAGAAGAAACCAUAUAAAUGCUUGUAAUGCGUACGGACAGGGCUUGUGCCAAGACACUUUGUGGAGGAAUAUUUUAAAAGUGCUUGAAAGAAGCUUCUGAAGAAGCAGAAAUUUCCAUUAUCAUCAAAUAAUUUACAGUGGUGGGGGGUCAUAUCAAUGCUUAGAGUGCAGGAAAAGCUUGAGUAAGAAAAUGCAGCUCCCAUCUCAUUGAAGAAUUCUCAGAGGGGAGAAUAAGCAAAGAAUAAAGUUAGUAGGUUCCUCCAGACUUGUUUACAGAUAACAAGGAAGCAAGAUUUGUGUGACUCCUGCUCCCAUCUUAUGCUCAGCCUGUAUAUUUGUGUAAAUAAAACAUAUCCGAAAGACA